Molecule: messenger RNA, 826 nt
Organism: Marmota flaviventris (yellow-bellied marmot)
Lineage: Eukaryota; Metazoa; Chordata; Mammalia; Rodentia; Sciuridae
Gene: Il19
Product: interleukin 19
Source: RefSeq, a predicted model, not a curated record
UCUAAAUGCACACAAAGGCAUACAGAGCACUGGAUAUGUCCCUAUGACAUGAAGGUACAACGUGUUUCCCUCUGGCUACUGAGUGCAAUGCUCAUUCUGUGCUCAGCGUACACGCGCUCUCUCAGGAGAUGUCCAAUUUCCGUGGACAUGAGCCAUCUAGAAGAGAGUUUCCAAGAAAUCAAAAGAGCCAUUCAAACUAAGGACAACUUCCAAAAUGUCACCAUCCUGUCCACCUUGGGGGCCCUGCAGAAAACUAAGCCUUUAGAUGUGUGCUGUGUGACCAAGAACCUCCUGGCAUUCUACGUGGACAGGGUAUUCAAGGAUCAUCAGGAGUCGGACCCCCAAAUCUUGAGAAAAAUCAGCAGCAUUGCCAACUCCUUCCUCUACAUGCAGAAAACUCUGCAGCAAUGUCAGGUGCAGAGACAAUGUCGAUGUAGUCAGGAAGCCACCAAUGCCACCAAAAUCAUCCAUGACAACUAUGAUCAGCUGGAGGUCCCGUCUGCCGCUGUUAAGUCCCUGGGAGAACUCAAUGUCUUUCUAGCCUGGAUUGGCAAGAAUCAUCAGGAAACUUCUGCUGCUUGACACGAGGGGCCCAUCUAAUUAUCCGGGGACAAAUACCCCUGCGAGGACUCUUAUGGGACACAGCCGACUUUGAAGGGGAGUGAGAUGGGGAAGACAUCCAUGUUUAUCCAAAUGAGGGUCCUUUCAAUGGACCUCCCUACUGAUGUGGAAUUCUGUCCCGGGGCUGGGGCCUUGCAGGGAAAACCUGGGUUCAAGCAGAUCUCACCCUACAGCUGGAAGUCCCACUGGCUGGUCUCAGGCUGUC